Messenger RNA from Knipowitschia caucasica, 780 nucleotides. Lineage: Eukaryota; Metazoa; Chordata; Actinopteri; Gobiiformes; Gobiidae. The record is from the annotation of a GenBank genome assembly.
AUGAAGCGUCUCUUGAUUCUGGCUGUUUUGGGGCUUGUUGGCGUUGUGUCGGGGGAGGAAAGCAGAGAGUGUCCGCCUCACUCCAGACCCUGGCAGGUGCGGCUACACGGAGGAGGGUCUUCGAGCUGCAGUGGGGUCCUCAUCAGCCAGUGGUGGAUUGUCACAUCCUUCACCUGCUCUCCUGUCUCUUUCAGCACCGUGGCCUCUCUGGGGGAACACGACCUGGGGGCCGUCGAGGGCACAGAGCAGCACAUCCCGGUGGCGGAGGUGAUCCCCCACAGUCCGUACCGCUCCCCCCUCCACAGCCUCACCCUGGUGCGCCUCUCCCGUCCCGCUCUCCUCACCCAGGCCGUCCAGCCCCUCCCUCUGCCCAGCCAGUGCCCCAAGCCCGGGGACUCCUGCUCCGUCAGCGGCUGGGGCUCCACCACACCAAACCAAUAUGAGUCUCCUGAGCGGCUGAAGUGUCUCCGUGUCCCCAUCGUGGACGACCGCUUCUGUGAGAGCACUUUCCCUACGUACAUCUACUGGAGCCUGGGGAUGGUGUGUGCAGGGAGCGCCAGCACCGACAACUGCCUGAGGGACAGUGGGGCGGUGCUGGAGUGCAACGGGCAGCUCCAGGGGGUCCAGUGGUUCGGACACGGCUGCAGUGACCCCGCCCAUCCCUCUGUAUACACCAAACUGUGCCGAUACAACCGCUGGAUCAACGACAUCAUGGAUCAAUACACGCCUUUUGAGACCACUACAUCACCUCCAAGAACCACAGCAGCACCACAACACUGA